Messenger RNA from Pelagomonas calceolata, 1639 nucleotides. The record is from the annotation of a GenBank genome assembly. Lineage: Eukaryota; Pelagophyceae; Pelagomonadales; Pelagomonadaceae.
GGAGAUAAACGAGGGGGAGAGCGAUCAGACCGGCGCCUAGUAGACGUAGUUCUUCACGAAGAGCGACUCCUCGUCGGACGGCUGCGAGCCCGGGACGUACUCGCCCUUGGAGGCCUCGCCGUUGGCCUGGGCCCGCGCGAGGAGCUGCUUCUGCGCCGCGUCGACGUUGCCCGCCUCGCCCUUCCAGGUCUUGAUGCAGGACGACUGGAGCGCGCGCGAGUACGAGAAGGUGAGGCGCGUCUGCGUCUUGCGCGGCACCUUGUUGAUCUCGUUGAGGUAGAUGGAGGCGUCCUCCUCGGAGAUGCCGCCCGAGAGGAAAGUCACGCCGGGCAUGGCGCCGGGCACGCAGCGCUCGAGCGUGCGGACCGUGAGCUGCGCGAUCUCGGUCGGGUCGCUCUUGUCGGCGGCGUCGACGCCGGGCACGACCAUGGCGGGCUUGAGGAGCGAGCCCUCGAGCAUGACGCCGUUCUCCUGGAUCUUCUUGUAGACGGUGGUCAGGACCUGCUCCUGGACCUUCACGGACGUCUGGAUGUCGUGGACGCCGUCGAUCAUGAUCUCGGGCUCGACGAUGGGCACGAGGCCGGCCUCCUGGCAGAUGCGCGCGUAGCGCGCGAGGUCCUGGGCCGCGACCUCGAUCGCGAGGUCCGUCGGGCAGUUGUUCGCGACGUCGACCUUGAGCGCCGUGCGCCACUUGGCGAAGCGCGCGCCCUGGGCGUAGUACUUCUCGCAGCGCUCCAGGAGGCCGUCGAGGCCCGUGCACCAGUUCUCGCCGGGGCCCGCGCCCACGAGCGGUCUCAGGCCCAUGUCGACCUUGAUGCCCGGGAUGAUGUUCGCGGCCUUGAGCACGUCCACGAAGGGCUUGCCGGAGGGGUCGUCCUGGAAGAGCGUCUCCUCGUAGAGGAUCGCGCCGGAGAUGUACUGGUUGAUGCCCUGUGCGUCGUUCAACAUGUCCACUCUCUGGCGGCCACGGUGCGGCGUCGCGACGACGCCGUCGACGCAACGCGAAGGUCGAAAAGAUGGGACACCGAGUCGCGGACCGGCGUCGUGAAGAGCAGGUUGCGCCACGUCUGGCGGUUCGCCUCCGUGUUCUCGAGGCCGAUGGACUCGAGGCGCUUGCCAACCGUGCCCGUCGACUCGUCGCAGGCCAAGAGGCCCUUGCCGGGCAGGACCAUGGAAUUGGCGGUCUGGACGAGCUCGUCCGCGUACUUUUCCAGGCUCAUCUGCGGCGCCGCGGCGCGCGCGGACGUGCGCUGCUGCGUCGAGAACGUCUUCGUCGGCACGAGCGCCGACGCCGGCGCGCUGAGGGCCAGGGCGAGGAUGGCGGACUUCAUCGUGGACCUGCGGUGCGCGCGGUGAGGGGUGCAAGCGGUGACGUGUGCUGCUUUCUCUUGUUUUUUGCCAUGCGGCGGCGGCGCGCGAGGCGACGAGUCUCGGGAGCGGCGCUGGCGCCCCGACUGUCGCUACAAUCGGGAUUGCAGCCUGAUCGAAGCGUCAGUGCGGCAAUUUUGGUGCACGCCCUUGCUUUGGUAUCGCUUUGCAAUGCCCGCAGCGGUACUUGGAAGGGUUGAGGAUGCAACGCGGCGUCGCGCAGUGGAUCUUAGCGUCAGAGGCCAAAACGUGGACACAGCAAGCCAAUUUG